UCAAAACGGACCAGACGGCACAGUCGGAAGUGAUCGAACCUAGUUAGACUUGAACCUCCGGAGAUGACAACGUUAGCGAGCACCUUGGUUAAUCACUAUAACAAUCUGUUCAACGAACGAAGAGAUGAACGAAGUGCGCAUCUUCCACUGGCUGGAUCUCCGAUCCUCAUCCUCGGAAUAGUUAUCGCAUAUCUAUACUUCGUACUCAAGUUUGGCCCUCGGUAUAUGGCUAACCGUAAACCGUACAAUCUACGAAGCAUAAUUAAGGUCUACAACUUAUUUCAAGUCAUGGCCAACAGCAUUCUGUUCCUAAGAAUUAGCUAUAAUGUGUUUUUCCAAUAUAACUAUUUCUCAUUCAAUUGUCAACUAGUCGACUACUCGAGAUCGCAGCGUGGAAUGGAUGAAGUGUUCUUCAGCUAUGCCUACUUCUGCCUAAAGCUCAUCGAUCUAGUCGAUACUGUGUUCUUCGUCCUAAGGAAAAAGCAAUCACAUGUUUCGUUUUUGCACGUCUACCAUCACUCUCUGAUGGUCGUUACCACAUUUUGUGGAUUGGUAUUCGUUCCAGGCGGUCACGUCCUAAUCUUGGGACUCUGGAACACUCUGGUACACGCGAUCAUGUACUUUUACUACUUUCUAACGUCUCUAGGUUCAUCAGAGAGUAGCAUAUGGUGGAAGAAACACCUAACACGGCUGCAGUUGGUUCAGUUUCUUCAUAUAGCAUUUCACUUUGGCCGACCUCUAAUGAUGGGUGGUUGUAAGUUUCCAUUAUUUUGGCUGUGGUAUGGGUUCUUACAGGCUAUUUUUGUACUUGCACUGUUUCUAGAAUUUUACUUGAAAGCUUACAGUUCGAAACUAAAACGAAAUUGA
Messenger RNA from Anopheles cruzii, 867 nucleotides. Its product is annotated as elongation of very long chain fatty acids protein AAEL008004-like. Gene Ontology annotation, molecular function: fatty acid elongase activity. Lineage: Eukaryota; Metazoa; Arthropoda; Insecta; Diptera; Culicidae. The transcript has 3 exons. The record is from RefSeq and is a predicted model, not a curated record. Gene Ontology annotation, cellular component: endoplasmic reticulum membrane. Gene Ontology annotation, biological process: fatty acid elongation, monounsaturated fatty acid; very long-chain fatty acid biosynthetic process; sphingolipid biosynthetic process. The coding region runs from base 64 to 867 and encodes 267 amino acids.